Daldinia vernicosa is the source of this 672-nucleotide messenger RNA. RefSeq lists its product as uncharacterized. NCBI's taxonomy places the organism in Eukaryota, Fungi, Ascomycota, Sordariomycetes, Xylariales, Hypoxylaceae. The transcript has a single exon. The coding region runs from base 1 to 672 and encodes 223 amino acids. The record is from RefSeq and is a predicted model, not a curated record.
AUGAUUACCGCCGAGGCAUUGGAUUCGAAUAAACCACGGAUAUUGAAAAGUCCUAAGAGCAUCACCGAAGCUUACGAUCCAAUCAUUAGUGUAAAGAGGGAUCAUGAUGCGAGGGCGCAAGAAGACACUGCGGAAUCCACCCCUCGUGUAGAAUCAUGUAAGGCGCUUCGUAAGAGUACAGUUCAUUUUAUUUUUAUGCAACCUAAGAAAUGGGAUCAAGGAGGCCUGCAGGAUAUUUUAGAAAUCUGGAAGAGCAACGCUGAUCUGAUUCGACACAUGAUCCUUAUAGCACCGUCGAGCCCUUGCACUGGGUCUUCUGUGUUGUUUGAAACCCACGAGGAAGUGCUUCGGCCAUUCUUCGCUUGCGAGUUUGCAAAACCGGCGGUAGAACAAUUCCUCUCUAUGCCGUCGCCAAAAAUACCUAUGUGGAUCUCGGGCUUCGUCCAGCAUGGGGUCGUAAGGGUGAACAAGCUCAAACUGUUCUUGAUCUGUCUGAUAUGCGGGACGAUCUUUGCUUAUGCUAAAAAAGUCAUUGAGUAUGUGGAAGUCGUUAUAGUCAUCACCAAGGAUACAGACUAUGGAGAAAUGCUUGUCUUGGUGAACCGGUCUGCUUUAGAAGCGUCUGAUCGCCGUCGCUUGAUGGUUGGGGGCAGUGGAUUUGAGGACUUAUAG